Messenger RNA from Aquila chrysaetos chrysaetos, 1099 nucleotides. It is a transcript of the gene C13H6orf120, whose product is annotated as chromosome 13 C6orf120 homolog. The transcript has 2 exons. The record is from RefSeq and is a predicted model, not a curated record. Bases 471 to 1028 code for a protein of 185 amino acids. Lineage: Eukaryota; Metazoa; Chordata; Aves; Accipitriformes; Accipitridae.
GCGCGCCGCGCUCGGCCGUGAGGCGGGGGGCGGCGCGGAGGCCUCACACACACAACCCCCCCUUCCCCCCCCCGCCCCCGCCGCCGGUCCGGUCCGGUGCGGCUCCCGGGGCGGCUCCCGGGGCGUGCAGGGGGAGCGGUGCGGCGUCCUGCCCUGCCCUGCCCGCCGGCUCCUCAGGGGCGGCCUCCGCGCUGCCCCGCCGCCCGCCUCAGCCCGCCCUGGGGAGGAGCUUGCCCCGCGGCGGCCCGGCCGCGCUGCGCUGCCGCACGUCCGCGAAGCCCGCCGUUGGGCCUCGUCGUUGCCGGAGCCCGGUGGGAGGUGAGCGGCGGCCCGGCCCUGAGUUCGCCGCUGUGCCCAGGGCCUCCCCGGGUCGCCUCUCCCGGCGAGUGCUGUCCCAGCGCCGGAGCGGUUCCCCUUGUCCCCAGGGUAGUGCACGGUACACAGGAAGAGUCUGAAUAUAACUUAAGACCAUGGCAGCACGCUGGAGAAGAAUCCUGAUAAUAUUUGUGGCAGCUCAAGUACUAUUUGUGGUAAAUACCUUCGAGGAAGAGGAUGUACCUGAAGAAUGGAUUCUUCUUCAUGUUGUUCAAGGCCAGAUUGGAGCAGGAAACUACAGCUAUUUGAGACUAAACCAUGAGGGAAAGAUCGUACUUCAGAUGCGGAGUUUAAAAGGUGAUGCAGACUUGUAUGUAUCUGAUCUGACGCUUCACCCCAGCUUUGACGAAUACGAGUUACAGUCCGUAACUUGCGGCCAAGACAUUGUCCACGUACCCGCGCACUUCCGCCGCCCAGUGGGAAUCGGGAUUUACGGUCACCCCUCUCACCUGGAGAGCGAGUUUGAAAUGAAAGUAUACUACGACCGAACAGUUGUACAGUAUCCGUUUGGCGAGGCUUCUUACAACCCUGAGGAGGUGGAGGCAAGCCAGAAAUACUCACAGUCUACAGAAGAUGAAUCUCAGGAUGAGGAGUCUGUUUUCUGGACUAUACUUAUUGGAAUCUUGAAAUUAAUACUUGAAAUUCUUUUUUAAAUUGAUACACACUGGACUAAGUCACACUUCAGCCUGUGAAAUUGAAAUGAAUGACUUGCUGUAAUAUUUAA